This is a messenger RNA of Pleuronectes platessa (European plaice), 7690 nucleotides long. It is a transcript of the gene arfgef3, whose product is annotated as ARFGEF family member 3. Gene Ontology annotation, molecular function: guanyl-nucleotide exchange factor activity. Lineage: Eukaryota; Metazoa; Chordata; Actinopteri; Pleuronectiformes; Pleuronectidae. The record is from RefSeq and is a predicted model, not a curated record. Gene Ontology annotation, biological process: regulation of ARF protein signal transduction.
GAACAGACGAGCCCCGCACGAUCCGCACGCCCCGCACGCCCCGAGCCGCGGGACCAGCGCCGCAGACAUGGAGGACAUUCUCCGGAAAAUACACAGAGACGCGACCGGACACAGACACAAAGGAAUACGGGAAGCGUGUGUGUCCGCCCGCGAAAUACUGGAGACUCAGAGAGGAUCAACCAGAGCUUCAGCUUCUCAGCUCCGGCAGUGUUGUCUGCUGCCUCUACAAAUGGCUCUGGAGUCUAAAAACACUAAACUGGGACAGACGGCGCUCACUGGGAUGCAGAAGCUCCUGUGUGAUGACAGGUUUGUGGGCGGGGUCGGCGUGGAGGUCCUGGAGAAGCAGCUGCUCAGCCAGAUGUUGGAGGCCAUCAGAAUCACUCCGUCCCUGAAUGAAGACCUGCAGGUGGAGGUCAUGAAGGUCCUGCUCUGCAUCACCUACUCACCGAACUUUGAGAUUAACGGAGACUCCAUCCUGAGGAUCGCUGAGGUGUGUAUCGAGACCUACCUGUCCAGCUGUCACCAGCGCAGCAUCAACACGGCAGUGAGAGCGACGCUGAGUCAGAUUCUCGGAGACCUGACGCUGCAGCUGCGACACCGACAAGAGGGUGCAGACGGAGACGAGGUGACAUCACUGCCGCUGCAGAGGAAAGAUGUGUCCCCCACAAGUCAGGCUCUGUGUGAAGACGUGGUGACAGUUCUGACAGUUUUCUGUGAGAAGCUGGAGUCAGUCAACAGUUACAACCAGCUCCUGCAGCUUCUCUACCUCGAGUGCAUCCUCUCCAUGCUCAGCAGCUGUCCUCCCACAAUGCACCUGUCCAGAGGUUUCACCGACCUGGUGUGGAAGCAGCUGUGUCCGUCCCUCGUGGCGAUCAUGGGAAAUCCCGUCAACGACAAAACCAUCGCCUCCCACCAUGGCCACCUGGGGGCAGCAGAGAGAGAGCGGCUCUCAGACAGACUCAGUCACGGAAUCAACCAGGAGGCGGAGCCCUGCGGGGGGGGCGUGUCGGAUCAGGGCAGGGGGUCUGGCUGCUCCUCCAGCCCCCCCGCCAGGAUCGCCCCGGUGGUGAGGACGGUGUGUUACAUCGCCGCAGAGCUGGUGCGUCUGGUGAGCUGCGUGGAGUCGAUGAAGCCGGUGCUGCAGUCGCUCUACCACCGCAUCCUCCUGUACCCCCCCCCCCAGCACCGCACUGAGGCCAUACGCAUCAUGAAGGAGAUCCUGGGCAGCCCUCAGCGACUCUUCGACCUCGCUGGUCCAGUCGUUGCUGAACCUGAAACCAGGAAGCGCUCGUUCUCAAAGAGGAAGUCGCACCUGGACCUGCUGAGACUGGUGAUGGAUGGGAUGACGGAGGCCUGUGUGAAGGGAGGUAUCGAGGCUUGUUACUCCUCCGUCUCCUGCGCCUGUGCUCUCCUCAGAGCGCUGGACGAGUUGUCCCAGGGCCGCGGCCUCCAGCCCGAGCAGGCGCGGCUCCUCCUCAGCCGAUUGGACGAGCUGAAGGACGGGACGGAGUCGACUCGUGAGUCCAUGGAGAUCAACGAGGCCGACUUCAGGUGGCAGAGACACAUCCUGUCCUCCGAGCAGGACCCUGGCCUCUCGGCCCCCAGCAUGUCCACCACUGGGACCGCCCCUGGGGCCGCGGAGCGCAGCCCCGACAUCAGCAUCAGCAUCACCACGGAGACGGGCCAGACCACCCUGGAUCUGGAGGCGGAGGGGCUUGGCCCGGGUCGUACCACUCCUGAGGAGUGUGGGGAGGACGCUCACCUCCCCUCGCCCUCGUUCUCCAGAGACCAGGAGGCCGCCCAGCGUGAGCAGAGCGCCGAGACCAACCAGCUUCGGUGGCGGGUGGAGGGGGGGGGUGCAGGAGAGGUGGAUGAGAGGGGCGAGAGAAGAGGAGGGGGGGGCGUGGUUCCUCCAGAUGUGGUCCAGCGGAGUCAUGCCCUCGUUUACCCCGACAUCACCAACUUCCUGUCUGUGGAGUCCAGGACGAGGUCACAUCCUGCCGGAGGAUCCCGAUACAGCGAGAGCAACUUCAGCGUGGAGGAGCAGGACCUGUCGCGGACAGAGUUCGACUCCUGUGACCAGUACUCCAUGGCGGCGGAGAAAGACUCGGGCCGCUCCGACGUGUCCGACAUCGGCUCGGACAACGUGUCGCUGGCGGACGAGGAGCAGACGAGGAGCGACUGCCCGGGUCAGCGCUCGCUGCGCAGCGCCGCUCUGUCCCUCAAGCUGCUCCGCCACCAGGAGGCCGACCAGCAGAGCGCCCGGCUGCUCGUCCAGUCGCUAGCGGCGCUGCUGCCGCGGCUGCUGGGCCUCGCCACCGCCGCCGAGGUCGACCUGUCACUGCAGAACUUCUCCUCCAACUUCUGCACCGGACUGCAGGCUGGUGGGAUCCACUCCCCAGGCUUCGAGGCAGCCGACACUCUGAGCUGUCAGUCUCUGAUGAACGCAGACGGUCUGUACCUGGUGUCCUUCUCCGCUCUGCUGCUCAACCUCAAGCUCUGCUGCUGCGACUACUACAGACGGCGAGCGCUGACCCCCCCCCUCGGCCUGAAGGAGUUUGUGCGUCUGAUCCAGAGCAGCGGCGUCUUCGUGGUUCUCUCUCAGGCCUGGAUAGAGGAGCUCUACCACCAGGUGUUAGAGCGCAACCUGCUGGCCGAAGCUGGGUACUGGUGCUCACCUGAGGACCGCUCCCACACGCUGCCGCUCAUCACCAUGCUGACAGAUAUCGACGGCCUGGGCAGCAGUGCGAUCGGCGGUCAGCUGAUCAGGCGGCCGUCCAGCCAAUCACCGUUCAGCUGCGACAAGUCGAGCAGCGACAGCGUGGCGGCAGGAGCUGUGUUCUCACGCUUCAUCCUCACCAGUGUCUGGAAGAACCUGAUGGACGUUCUGUCCACGCCGCUGACGGGCCGCAUGGCGGGCAGCUCCAAGGGCCUGGCCUUCAUCCUGGGAGCCGAGGGCGUCAAGGAGCAGAGCCAGAGAGAGAGAGACACCAUCUGCCUGAGUCUGGACGGCCUGAGGAAGGCCGCCGCGCUCAGCUGCGCCCUCGGCGUGGCAGCAAACUGUGCGUCAGCUUUAGCUCAGAUGGCGGCCGCCUCCUGUGUGCAGGAGGAGAAGGAUGAGAAGGAGGUGGGAGAGACGGGAGACGCCAUCACACAAGUGAAGCAGCGUGUGGAGCAGCGUCUGGAGCAGAUUGGACGCCCUCAGGGAGUUCGUCUCCACACGGCUCACGUGUUGUGUAUGGACGCCAUCCUGAACGUAGGACUGGAGAUGGGGAGUCACAACCACGACUGCUGGCCGCACGUCUUCAGGGUGACCGAGUACAUCAGUUCACUGGAACACACCCACUUCAGUGACGGCUCCUCCCAGCUGUCGUCUCUGACCACCAUCACGCAGCAGGGCCAGCAGGCGGGCGUGGACCUGGGGCAGGAGCUGAGCUGUGAGCCCGGCCCAGAGGCCUCGGAGCUGGUCCUGAGUCAGCCGGUCAUCCAGCCUCUGUCCAUCCAGGAGCUGCUGAGGGAGAGCAGCCGGGGGGGGCGCGGCCUCGACCUGAGGGGCGGGAGCCUGAUGACCGGGACCGCCGCCGCCAAGGCCGUGUGCACGCUGUCCACACAGGCCGACAGGUUGUUUGAAGAAGCUGCCACCAAACUGAACCUGGUGGGUUUGGUGUUUUUCCUGCAGCAGUUGAGGAAAGCGUCUCAGUCUCAACUGUUCGACUCCGUCACUGAGACCGGAGACUAUUCACUGGCAAUGCCAGGAGAAGCCAAGUCGACGCUGGAGCGCCGCAGCGCCCUCCAUCUCUUCCGAUUGGGCGAGGCCAUGCUGCGGAUCGUCAGGAACAAGAACCGACCUCUGCUCCACAUGAUGAGGGCGUGGAGCGUGGUGGCGCCACACCUGGUGGAGGCGGCGUGUCACAACGAGCGCCAUGUUUCCCAGAAGGCCGUUUCCUUCAUCCAUGACGUCCUGAUGGAGGUCCUGACGAGCUGGGCGGAGCUUCCACACUUCCAUUUCAACGAGGCUCUGUUCAGGCCGUUCGAACACAUCAUGCAGCUGGAGCUGUGUGACGAGGACGUGCAGGACCAGGUGAUCACGUCCAUCGGCGAGCUGGUGGAGAUGUGUUCUCCUCAGAUCCUGUCAGGGUGGAGGCCUCUGUUCAGCGCCCUGAGGACGGUGCACGGCAGCAAGACAGACACCAAAGACUAUCUGCUGGGAGAGUACUCCAUGGGGAAGUCUCAGGCUCCGGUGUUCGACGUCUUCGAGGCGUUCAUCAACACCGACAACAUCCAGGUGUUCGCCAACGCCGCCACCGACUACAUCGUGUGUCUGAUGAAGUUCGUCAAAGGUUUAGGGGAGGUGGACUAUAAGGAGAUCGGAGACUGUGUCCACGUGUCGGGUCACAGCUCCACUGACCUCUGUCUGCCAGCUCUCGACUACCUCCGAAGAUGUUCACAGCUGCUGGCUAAGAUCUAUAAGAUGCCGUCCAAACCCGUGUUCCUGGGGGCGCGGCUCGCCAGCCUGCCAAUGAGAUCGCAGGAGCGCUCUGUCAGCAGCGAGGACGGGAUGGACUGCGUCCUGCAAGAGUUUGAUGACAACACAGGUCUGAUCCAGGUCUGGAUUCUGUUGCUGGAGCAGCUCACAGCUUCAGUUUCCCACUGUCCUCGAACGCAUCAACCUCCAGCUCUGGAGCUGCUGUUCAGCCUCUUAAGAGAAGUCUCUGUCGUACCAGGUCCGGGGUUCGGCCUCUUCGCCGUCAUCCAGCUGCUACUUCCUGUGAUGUCACUGUGGCUGCAGCGGAGCCAUGGCGACCACUCCUACUGGGACGUGGCGGCGGCAAACUUCAAACACGCCAUCGGUUUGUCAUGUGAGCUGGUGGUGGAACACGUCAACAGCUUCAUACACUCAGACAUGGGCUACGAGUCUCUGGUCCACCUGAUGCUGAAGGACAUGUUCAAGCUGCUGGUGUCGUGUGUGUCUGAACCGGCGGAGACCAUCUCCAGAGUCGGCUGCUCCUGCAUCAGAUACGUGCUGGUGGCGGUCGGCCCCGUCUUCACGGAGGAGAUGUGGCGUCUGGCGUGCGUCGCGCUGCAGGACGCCUUCUCUGCCACGCUGGAGCCCGUCAAGAACCUUCUGGCCUGUUUCCACAGUGGAUCCGACAGCUUCUCUGGAGACGCCUGCGAGGUGAAGGUGGCGGCUCCGUCUCAUUCGCCCUCAGCUGAGGCCGAGUACUGGAGGAUCAAAGCUAUGGCUCAGCAGGUUUUCAUGUUGGACACUCAGUGUUCUCCAAAGACGCCCAACAGCAAGGACGGCUUCGAGCACGCUCAGUCCUGUGUCCUCAUCAUCGAGCUGCCGUCCGACCAGCAGGCCAACGGACACACUCAGAAGAGGAUUCCGUUCCGCACCAUCGUGGUGAGUCUUCUGUCUCAUCAGGUUCUGCUGCAGAACCUCUGCGACAUCCUCCUGGAGGAGUUCGUCAAACAGCCCGAGGGUCAGGACAGGGUCACGCCUGUGACCUCUGACCCCGGCAGACCCACGGCCGGCUUCCUGCGCUACAUCUCCAUGACAAAUCUAGCCAUAAUCUUGGACCUGCUGCUGGACUCUUACAGGACGGCGCGGGACUUUGACACCCGCCCGGGUCUGAAGUACCUGCUCAUGAAGGUGUCGGGUGUUUGUGGAGCAGCGAAUCUUUACCGCCAGUCGGCCAUGAGCUUCAACCUGUACUUCCAGGCUCUGCUGAGCGCCACCCUCAGUCAGUCCGAGGGUAUGACGGCUCAGCAGGUGAAGAGGAUUCUGUACGAGGAAGAGGAGGGAAGCUCUGACUCCUCCCACCCCGGAUCUGCUUCUUCAGAGGACGAAGACAUCUUUGAGGAAACGGCUCAGGUCAGUCCUCCUCGCGGCCGGGACAAACGUCCCCCGUGGCGAGCGCCCGUCCCGUCGCUCAGCGUGCAGCCGCUGGGCAGCGCCGACUGGGCGUGGCUGGUGAAGCGUCUCUACAAACUGUGCAUGGAUCUGUGCAACAGCUACAUCCAGAUGCACCGCGACCUGGAGAGCACGCUGGAGGAGGCGGCGCUGCUGAGAGGAGGGGGAGGAGACCACAUAUUCUUCCUGCCUCUCUUCCAAUCAGAGACUUCUACCCCGACGUCAGUGGGCGGGCUCUCGGCCAGGGAGACGCCGUCGGAGGAAGGCGGGUUCAGGUGUCAGGUGGCGGACGUGAGCGCAGCAUCACCAGAAGCCACGCCCACGCAGGCUUCAGGAUUCAGCUGCACAGGAAGUUUGCCGCAUCACUUCCGGCCCGGAGGGGAGCGGAGGGACUCCGGCCUCCCAGCGAGCUCACCGGGGGGGGGGGCUGGUCCGGGCAGGAGACAGGAGUGGUGGGAAAAAGCCGGGAACAAACUUUACACCAUCGCCACCGACAAAACCAUCAGCAAACUGAUGAUGGAGUACAAACGCAGGAAGCAGCAGCCGCAGCCGCAGAGCCACGUCAACCUGUUCAUGAAGGAGCAGGGCCGCGCCCCCCCGGGGGGAGGGAGGGGGCCCGUGGAGCCCCAGAGGCCCCCGCAGAGGCCCCAGCAGCUGGUGGACCAGCAGGGGCCGCCACUGAGGCACUCGGUCAGCGCAGGACCUGAAGUCCUGAGGCAGGAGAGGAGGCCGAGGUCUGGAUCCACCAUCAGCUCCCACAGCGUCUCGCUGAGAGACUCCGAGGCCCAGAUACAGGCGUGGACCAACAUGGUCCUCACGCUCCUCAACCAGACGCUCCUCCUGACCGACGCCUCCUUCCUGGCGCUCCAGGGGGCGCUCUACCCCUGCCUCAGCCAGCUCUCAUGCCACGUCACAGACGGCCGGGUCCGCCAGGCGCUGCGUGAUUGGCUGGGUCGGGUGGGCCGUCUCUAUGACAUCACUGUGUGAGGCUGAAGGACGUAGAGACACAAAUCAACGGGGCUGCAGCCGGACGCCAUCUUUGCCUUCGUGUGGAUUUGAGGCAGACAGUGACAUCAUCAGAUCUUUGAAAGAUGAUUGGCGGACACAUGUGACAUGAGAUGAUCUGAUUGGCCGAUGGUGUAUGAAUAUAGACGGAGACUUUGAUGUGCAGUGCAUUCUGGGUCCUGUAGUUCAGAGCCACACGUCUCGUGUCAUGUUCAGGCUUCUUUCCGCUUCUUGUUUUCUCGGCCGCUGUCUGUGGUCAUCAGGCGUGGGCGUCGCUGAAGCUUCAUGAGGAUCUGAUUGGUCGGUGAUGUCACUGACUGAUGGAUAUUAUUGGUUGACUAUAGACUAUUAUCGUUCUAUAAAUUGGCAUGAACAGGUCCGCUCGCUGCUUGUUACCAUGACGUCAUGUGACCAUGUGGCUGUGACAUCAUCAGAACUGAGCAGUGGCUUCUGGGUAACAUGUCGUCUUUUCAUCAUAAAGUCUGAAACCUGCUGACACUAAACAGAAUGUAAACGCCAUGACGUCACAAAUAUGUUAAUUAGCUUAUUACUUCUUCAUCUCUGUCUGGGUCCCUGCUGGUAGUGAUGAUGAUGAAGAUGAAGACACGGCUAUUUCUUCAGAGUGAGGCAUCUUCACGUGUGAUGCACUGCUGAGGAUCUUUGAUCUGUAUGUUUAAAUCUCAGUGAAGUUUGAUUCUCACAUUUAUUCUACACGUGUGUAUGUGAACAUGUUUAUUUAAAUGUUGGUUGUUUUAAAUAUUUCCUGUUGAG